AUGAAUUUCAACGGGUUCCCGCCGAAGAAGAGCACCGAGAAAUACGUCAAAAUGAGGAAAAAUAUGAGAUCCAUCGCAUGCUGGGCGCUGCUCCUGCUGAUUCUGCUGCUGGGCUGCGGAUUAAGCCACAGCUUCCCGGAGCCAUUUAUUUCAACAAUUGAUACCGACGCACCAACCGUUGCACCGAAAUUUAUGACUCGAGGCCAUCUCUACAAGGCUAUCAUCGGGGACUCGAUCGAGCUUCCGUGCCGAGUAAAGGACCUUGGAUCCUACGUGCUGCUGUGGCGACGGGGGACCUCCGUCCUGACGGCGGCUAAUUUAAUGGUGACACGUGAUCCGAGAUUCAAGCUGGUCGAGGGCUACAACCUGCAGAUAGCGAACGUGAAAAUUCAGGACGCCGGUGAUUAUAUUUGCCAGAUCGGUGAUAACGAAAGCCGGGAUCAGGUUCAUACGCUGGAAAUACUCGUCCCACCGACGAUACGGGUCGUUCCGCAGAAUCGACAAAUCACGGCCCGGAAAGGCAGCACCGUAACUCUGGAAUGCAAGGCAUCCGGCAAUCCGGUUCCAGCAAUUUACUGGCACAAGAAGGAUGCCUUCACCGGAGCGUCACAUCUGUCCGAGAGUCCGACGCUGGUGCUGGAACGUGUCGAUCGGCAUCAUGCCGGCGUCUAUCAGUGCACCGCCGACAAUGGCGUCCGGGAAGCGGUCCACGUUGACAUCGAGGUGACCGUGCUGUCUCCACCCGACAUUACGGUCGAGAAAACGUGGGUCCACGCCAGCGAGGGCUUCGACAUCGAUCUGGCGUGCAUCGUGCACGGUGACGUGAACUCUGAGAUGCUGUGGUACCAGAACUCUUUCCUGCUGGACCCGACCGACCGUCGAUCGAUGUUUUCGAAGGCAGACAAAUAUACGCUCAACAUACGGAACUUCCAACAGUCGGACUUUGGCAACUACAGCUGUGUGGCCGACAAUGCCUUGGGCCGCACGAAGAAGUACAUCGAAGUUUCUGGCCGUCCCGGGCCGGCCGCGUUCCUGUCGCCGGCCUACAGUAACUAUCUGGAUCGCUACAAUCUCACCUACACGAUAGAAUCCAUCCCGCCGCUGGACGAAAUCAAGCUGCUCUACCGAAAGCUGAUGAUGAACGAAACAUAUCAACAUCCGGGCAGCUGGGAGGACACGAUUUUAGUGCCAACAUUAACCAGAUCCGAUGCGACCCAUUUUAUUAUGUCGCAUGUGAUAAGGGGACUCUCGCCGAACUCGGUCUACGAGGUCAUGAUCCAGGCCCGGAACGUGCACGGCUGGAACGAGAUCAGUGAUAUUCACCAGUUCUACACGCGCAAUUUCGAUCUCAGCCCGAACGAGCUGGAAUUCGUAAUGAGCUCGAUCUCGAACAACGGCCAACCGAAGUCGGGCGUCGCGUCGGAAUCCUGCUACCGGCUGCUGCUUUCGGCACUCGGGCUCGUGCUCAUCAUCUCCACCGGUGCCGUUGGGUCGGGAUUCGUUUAA
Anopheles bellator is the source of this 1506-nucleotide messenger RNA. RefSeq names its product roundabout homolog 2. The record is from RefSeq and is a predicted model, not a curated record. Bases 1 to 1506 code for a protein of 501 amino acids. Gene Ontology annotation, biological process: homophilic cell-cell adhesion; synapse organization. The transcript is spliced from 11 exons. Gene Ontology annotation, cellular component: axon; plasma membrane; neuronal cell body. Lineage: Eukaryota; Metazoa; Arthropoda; Insecta; Diptera; Culicidae. Gene Ontology annotation, molecular function: protein binding; axon guidance receptor activity.